AAGGAGCACUAGCACAGGUGUGUCACAACUCACCAGCCACCUGGGUUAGAGCAUGAGCUUCUUUGACCCACAAACGCACUCCCCUCCACGCUGCAGCCCACAGUUCCCAAAUAUCGGCCAAGAACCUCCGGAGAUGAAUAUCUACUACGAGAACUUCUUCCAUCCACAGAAUAUCCCGAGUCCCCAGCGACCGAGCACCUUUGAGACGACGGAUUACAACGGCACUCCCAAUCCUUACCUCUGGCUAAAUGGACCUUCCAUGACCCCGCCGCCGUAUCUGCCGGGAUCCAACACCAGCCCCUUCAUACCGCAGUCGUACGGGAUGCAGAGGCAGCUCCUGCCCAACAUGCACAGCUUGGGAGGAACUGACCUUGGCUGGCUUCCCCUCCCGUCCCAAGAGGAGCUCAUGAAGUUGGUGAGACCGCCUUACUCCUACUCUGCCCUCAUUGCCAUGGCCAUCCAUGGGGCACCCGACAAGAGGCUGACUCUGAGCCAGAUCUACCAGUACGUGGCUGACAACUUCCCGUUCUACAACAAAAGCAAGGCUGGCUGGCAGAAUUCCAUACGGCACAACUUGUCUCUCAACGACUGCUUCAAGAAGGUGCCUCGAGAUGAAGAUGAUCCAGGAAAAGGGAAUUACUGGACUCUGGACCCAAACUGUGAAAAGAUGUUUGACAAUGGAAACUUCCGCAGGAAGCGAAAGAGAAAGUCUGACAUUGAGGCCAGCGCUGCUAGUCUUGGAUCUGAGAAAUCCGAGGACGGUACCCUGACUGGCAGCCCCAAAGCUGCAGAGCAUCAAGAUAUCUUGGAAAACUCAUCGUCUGGGACUGACAAUUCACCUGAGAAAGGGUCUCCUCCUCCCUCUUCCAGCAGCCCGUGCCUCAGUAACUUCCUCUCCAGCAUGACCGCCUACGUCCAUGGCUCCAACUCGGGGAGCCGCUCCGGGCCCGUGGGACUCAGCUCUGAACCCAUUGACAAAAUGGGGCAGAACAUGGUAGGCUUCAACUCCUAUUCCCCACUCUCCAGUAUCCCCAGCCAUGGUGUGGGAGACUGGUCCAAUUCCGUGCCUUCCGGUCACCUUGGCCACAGUAACUCGGUGCUCAACCAGUUUAACACCCAUUUUUACAGCAGCCUCAGCACAAACAACACCCUGUACUCCAGGGAAGGGACAGAGGUUUAAAUGAAGGAUUCUAGGACACUAGAGGAUAGUUAUUUAUGAGAGGAAAUGAUCCAUGGGCAGGUGAUUAGCAUUAGCCUCUUGUCUCUAGGGCCACACUGCAUCCUCCUCCUGACAGCCACCCACUUGUUACCCAUUAUACUUAAAUCACAAACACUUCACAUUUGGCAACUGCACGUGAAAGAACAGGGAGCACAAGAGGAAGAAUAGUGAAAAGUUCUCCUCAGACACUGCUUGUACUGCUGCCAACCAGGUCCUCUACAGAAGUCCUUGAGAAGUUACAGUUUGCCUUAGGCAGGAGGCUCUUUGUGGCAUGGCAUUUAACCUUGCUGUGCUUUUUAAAGUGAUACCAGAAGAGUGGUGUUACUUUUAAAUAUCCUGUCUUCAGGUGUAGGCUGCCUGUACUAAAUGCUCAGCAAGUCCUUAUUUGGCCAAAGCUCUCCUGAGCACUGCAGAAUCCAUAAUCAAAACCAUUGUAUAGUGAGUAUACACUUGAAUGGUGAGUGCUGUCUCUGGCUUUCUCUCAUGCCAGCGCAGACCUUGUCUAAAGCUUGAUCCCCUUCCAGUCCCAGGGGGAAUGUGGCUGUGCAGCAAACUGACAUCAUCAUGGACACAACAGGAAUUUUGAAGCUGAAGGGAAACAUAAAAAACACACUGGAAUUGUCUUUUGCUGUUGGAUCUUUGUGUUUUCAGUUCUAAUUACAGGGUCAAUUUUAUUCCUUACACAUGUAAAUCUAGUCACAUAAGGGAAACAGGAUCUGUUCCGACAUGUAUAUAUUUAAGAUAUGUUUUUUCUAAGAAGAAAACACAUUUGUUAUAUCUUAACAUUCUACAUAAAUAAUUUCUACUGAGUAAAGGGUUUGAAUACUGGGGUGGGAGGUAAAGGAAGAAGAAAAGGGAGGUAAGAAGUUUAACUAUCUCUGAAUUUCAGUACCAAAGGCUGGAUCUUUCAGAGUAUCAGCUGCAGAUAUUGUAAAAAGUCUUUGUACUGUAUUUUUUUUUUUUUUCAUUUUCUAAAAGUCCAUGCUGUUUAUCCUUGUGUAAAUAUUAAAAAUAAUUCUUAUUUUUCCUACACUUUACUGUAGCAACAAACAUUUCAAAAUACAGAUCUUUUUU
Molecule: messenger RNA, 2293 nt
Organism: Hirundo rustica (Barn swallow)
Lineage: Eukaryota; Metazoa; Chordata; Aves; Passeriformes; Hirundinidae
Gene: FOXI1
Product: forkhead box I1
Exons: 2
Coding region: 53-1180 (375 amino acids)
Biological process (GO): anatomical structure morphogenesis; cell differentiation; regulation of transcription by RNA polymerase II
Molecular function (GO): RNA polymerase II cis-regulatory region sequence-specific DNA binding; DNA-binding transcription factor activity, RNA polymerase II-specific
Source: RefSeq, a predicted model, not a curated record